Messenger RNA from Ornithodoros turicata, 1230 nucleotides. RefSeq lists its product as uncharacterized. The record is from RefSeq and is a predicted model, not a curated record. Lineage: Eukaryota; Metazoa; Arthropoda; Arachnida; Ixodida; Argasidae. Bases 80 to 1150 code for a protein of 356 amino acids. The transcript has 11 exons.
UGCACCUGCAAGACGUCACGAAAAGCCACGUCAUUUUGGCAAUUUGCGUACGUUGACUUGGUUUGUGCAGAGUUGUUGGAUGAAGACCGCAAAUAUGUCGCCAAGUGUUGUUGCCGUCAUCGUCCUUCUUGUCGUCAUCGGUCUAAACUCCAUACAUGGACUGACGCCGUUGAGGGAGGGCAACUCUAGCGACAUGUACAAGUGGAGGCCCAUUCAGGUCUACGUUGUGGGAGGCGACGACCACGGACCCCACCACAGGUACAGAUCAAUACCAAGGCUUCGGGAAUACGGCCAGGCUUGGCUGAACAUGGUGACACUGCACUCCAAGAACUACCGGUGUUCUUUGAAAUUCAACGUUUUUGCGGCGCGUAUGAUUUCAGCUAAUGAAACUGAUGAAAUCAAUCAACGUUAUAUACACGAUCAAAAGUUAUCGCCAACGAUGUAUCUCUCUGCUCCGGAUCCCAACUUUGAACAUGCGGACAUCGUGCUCAUUUUCUCAGAACCGGGUUACUGGGACGAUAUAGUCAACACAAGACACCAUUUCGGGAAAGCGAAACUGUGCACCGCAACCAAGUUCAUCCUAGUGCAUGAAAGGCCUUAUGCUUUCGCCGCUAUUAUCCCGUUCUUCCAAGAGCUUCUUGUCAUGAUGGGAGGAGGACUGAAAGACUGCAUCUACAUCGAGGAGAACCCGGAGGCAUGCUGCAACAGAAUUCGUUUGGAGUACAAACGGGCUCUCACUGGUGCUGACGGUUACAAAUGCUACAAUACAGAGAAGGCAUGCUGCACACCGACGGUGGCUGAACCGAAUGCGUUUUCCGUAGAUGCCCUUAUGAGUACCAAGGCUUUAACAGGAGAGUAUCAGGAUCAGACGUGGGAGCCAUCAAACCCCUGCAACACUCAACUUCUACGAAAUCCAGGAGAGGACCUUUCUCUUGGACUGGACUUGCCCGAUGGUGUGCCGUGUGAGCCCUUUGAAAGUGACCCGAAUCGUCCUGAAUGUCCCAAACGGUCAACAAAGGUCUGCAUCAAUAGUACAUGCACCGCAGGAGGAUACUAUGACAGGUUGUAUACCUUGCGCACCAUCUGGAACCUGCCACUGGAAUCAAGUGAGGGUCCUCAGUGCAGGACGUAUGUCUAUGAAGAAAAUUAGUCCAUAAACUUCCUUCGUCGCCCACAUUGUUAUGUAUGAUCAUUGCAGAGGCUGAAAAAUAAACUGACUAAUCAAUAGCA